This is a messenger RNA of Panonychus citri (citrus red mite), 632 nucleotides long. RefSeq lists its product as uncharacterized. The transcript has 4 exons. The coding region runs from base 16 to 504 and encodes 162 amino acids. NCBI's taxonomy places the organism in Eukaryota, Metazoa, Arthropoda, Arachnida, Trombidiformes, Tetranychidae. The record is from RefSeq and is a predicted model, not a curated record.
CUCAACUUAAUUUUCAUGAGUAAAUUGUUAGCCGAUCAACAUAGAUCAAGUCUCAAGUCUAAAUCAAGUUACAAUUUUGUUUAUCGUACCAAUCAACUAAUCAACAAGAUGAUUAAAAAAGUUUUAUCUAUUUUCCUAUUGUUAACUAUCAUCUCAACAAUUAAAGCUGAACCGACUCCCAAAAAUGUAUUAACAUUUAGAUGUCAAAAAAUGUUGGAAGGAAUAAAAAAUGGCUCAUUUGAAAAGGCCCAAAAGGAGCUAGAAGAUUGUAGAGAACAAGCCGUACCUAAGGACAUCUUUGCUGCGGUCAAUAAAUGUGACGAGCAAUUGCCCAUGAAAACUGCCGAUCAAGUGACCAAAAUUUGUGCUGAUAUUGACGGAAAUGUCGCAAAAUUUGAAGAGGUUAAGAAGUGUACUGAUCAAGCUCUUGGAAAGGAGAACAUGGGAAAAUUUAGGGAGUGUUGUAAGAAAAUGGCUGGAGGAGAUCCAAAGCCUCCGCAAUAAACUGGGCUUAUGAUUGAACUUCAAUUGUGAUUAACGAUCAAUACCUUUGGUUUUCAUUUAAUUUUGAAUUUGAUUUCUGCUUUUCUUUCAAUGAAUUUAAUUGCUAAUAAAACUUGUCAUGAUAAUUA